AUGGGAGGAUGCUCGAUGCCCUGUUUGUAUGGAGCACCCUCACNAGUAUCUUUCGAUAAAUCGAGAGUGUCUCCUUUCCCUUGUAGCUCUAGUCGCUCAAAACGGUCAUUGUUGAGGAGCCCUUUGGAAGGUGAGGAGAAUGUUAAAGAAUGGGAGGAUGCUCGAUGCCCUGUUUGUAUGGAGCACCCUCACAAUGGAAUUCUACUCUUAUGUUCAUCCCAUGAUAAAGGCUGCCGCCCUUACAUGUGUGACACAAGCUAUCGCCACUCAAACUGUUUUGACCAGUUUCGGAAGUCAUUUUCAGAAAACUCGCCAAUAGUGUUGCCUCUGGAAGAAGAAACUCCAAUUUCAACUAUUCAUUCACCAUCCUUCACGGUGAUUUCAGAAGCAACUGUUUCUGGUUUGCAAGGUGAAAGAAAUGAGGAAGGGUCCACAUCUGUGCACACCAUGUCUUGUGAGAACCCAGUGAAGCCAAAGCUGGUGUGCCCUCUUUGUCGUGGGCAGAUUAAUGGGUGGAUUGUAGUGGAGCCUGCUCGUCACUUCAUGAAUGCAAAAUCAAGAAGCUGUGCCUGUGAGACUUGUGAUUUUAGUGGCACAUAUACAGAUCUGAGGAAGCAUGCAAGGUUGUUGCACCCCCUUGUGCGGCCCUCAGAAGCAGACCCAGAGAGGCAGCGUAGCUGGAGGAGGUUGGAGCGGCAGAGGGAUCUUGGAGAUUUGCUUAGCACACUGCAAUCUUCUGUCGGAGAGGACAGGAGUGAGGAAAGCGUCUUAUCUUUUGAUGAAGGGGGUUGGCUUACUGUCUUUUUCCUAAUUCGAGUUUUCAGACCUGGGAGUAGUUCAAGUAGCAGUAGCUGGUCUGGUACCUCAAGAACCAGAGCCCGAGUGACUCUCAGGCAGAGAUCGACAAGAAGACUUUGGGGGGAGAGCUAUGAUGGGGAACCUGAAUCUGCUUCAAGAGACAUGAGGAGUGAUGUCCCAAAAUUCGUCACCGUGCUCGACGGUUCUACUUUGGAUGUUUCAAUUGUGGAACAGAGAGGAACAAAUGCAAGUCCUAUUGCUUUUACGCUAGAAUCUGGCCGGGUGUGA
This is a messenger RNA of Ilex paraguariensis (yerba mate), 1086 nucleotides long. The record is from the annotation of a GenBank genome assembly. Lineage: Eukaryota; Viridiplantae; Streptophyta; Magnoliopsida; Aquifoliales; Aquifoliaceae.